GUUUCAUUUCAACUUUUUCUGGAUCGAAUAAUAUUCUUCCCGGUGGCUUCGUCCUCCUCCUUCCGCCACAACGAUUUCCACCACCAACGGCUGCCUGAACCCUAAGAUUCGCCCAAUCCCUCUCCCAGAAAUUAUUCCCGGUUCCCACUUCAUAAUUUCAUUUGUCUUCCUCCAGAGAGUCAGGGCUUUCGAGACGCCAUGGAUUUUUCCAUCGUUGUAAAGCGGAUAGACAGUUGAGCUUCGCAUUUGUUGGCGAAAGUCUUCCGUUUGAUCGGCAAUUUUCAGCAUCGGAUCAUAGCCACCCAAGUCGGAAGAAUCUCCGAAGAUGGAGAAAGUAAUGAACUUGAUAAAGCCCAAGGCCAAUCCACAGCAGCAGUUGAGGGAUUGGCAGCGGAGGCUCCGUCAAGAGAGCCGUAACAUUGAGCGUCAAAUCAGAGAUAUUCAGAGAGAAGAGAAGAAUGUACAGAAAGCAAUCAAAGAAGCAGCCAAGAGAAACGACAUGGGCUCUGCUAAGGCGCUUGCUAAGGAGCUUGUGAGAUCUAGGCAAACAGUGAACCGUCUUCAUGAGAAUAAGGCACAAAUGAAUUCCAUAUCAAUGCACCUUGGAGAAAGUGUGGCAAUUGCACGCACUGUGGGGCAUCUAUCAAAGAGUGCCGAGGUUAUGAAACUUGUCAAUAACCUGAUGAAAGCUCCAGAAGUUGCUGUUACUAUGCAAGAGUUCAGCAAAGAAAUGACCAAGGCUGGAGUGAUUGAAGAGUUUGUGAAUGAAGCUGUGGACAAUGCUCUGGACACAGAAGAUAUGGAGGAGGAGAUCGAGGAAGAAGUGGACAAGGUGUUGACUGCUAUAGCUGGUGAGACUGCAGCUGAAUUGCCGCAGGCAGUCAGAAAGGAGAGAGUAAAGCAACCAGCUCAAACUGCUAGAGCAGCUGAGAAGCCAUUGCUGAGGGUGGUGAUGACGAGGAAGAACUAGAAGAGAUCAGGGCUCGACUUGCCAAAGUUAGGUCUUGAGUAAUCAUCAGUUGCUUUUUAAAUGCUCGUCGUCUCAAUGAGGAAAUUCUGAAAAAAGCAGCCGGUAACUAGAUUGGCCGCCAUCUGUACCGCGGAUGACCUGAUAUCGUUAUCCGACUGCUUCACACCUCAUAUGUACAAAGAAGGAAGUAGUUAAUAUCUUUCCUGCCCUGCAAAUCUGCAAUGCCCUGCCUUUUGUGGCACUCGAGAUCCCUGUUCACGGUUCAUCCGAAGGCUGCAUUUCUGCCAAUUUGAUCGUCCUGUGUUUUUAUCUGUGCCUCGACUGUCGAAGUGGAUACAUGAACACACUUUGACCUCAAAACAAGGAUCAUUCGUCGAAUUCAAGGUAAAUCCUGAACAUUAUGGUAGCCGAUGGCUCCAAGUACGUAAUCUAGCCUAUAUCUCUCACAUUGCAUUCAUUAUUCAAUACCCAUAUAAUAGAUAUCCCUUUUCGUAAUCUGCCUAAGCAUAUGAAAAUCACUUGUACAAAGUAACUCCUUUGUGUAAUCUGCCUAAACAUAUGGAAAUCGCAUAUGCAAAGCAACUGUUUUCUAUGCAGAGUUGACAUAGAUGCAUGGCAUUCCAAGUUGCACAUGUGGGCUGAACUGAUAAAUCAGCUAGAUUGCAGAUUUGGCAAUGAAAUUAAAUUAGGAAAUUUGGUGUAUAAACACAAUUUAUGGAGG
Messenger RNA from Linum tenue, 1691 nucleotides. NCBI's taxonomy places the organism in Eukaryota, Viridiplantae, Streptophyta, Magnoliopsida, Malpighiales, Linaceae. The record is from the annotation of a GenBank genome assembly.